This is a messenger RNA of Daphnia pulex (common water flea), 2387 nucleotides long. Its product is annotated as tyrosine-protein kinase transmembrane receptor Ror-like. Gene Ontology annotation, cellular component: signaling receptor complex; axon. Lineage: Eukaryota; Metazoa; Arthropoda; Branchiopoda; Diplostraca; Daphniidae. Gene Ontology annotation, biological process: protein phosphorylation; multicellular organism development; cellular response to nerve growth factor stimulus. The record is from RefSeq and is a predicted model, not a curated record. The transcript is spliced from 8 exons. Bases 291 to 1880 code for a protein of 529 amino acids. Gene Ontology annotation, molecular function: neurotrophin receptor activity; ATP binding; transmembrane receptor protein tyrosine kinase activity.
GAGAUUUUUUAAAAAACAUUUUUGUUAUGUAGAAUGCAACCUUCAUGCGGACAAUGAUUUAUGAAUUUGUGAUUCGUUUUCAGAGGUCAAUAUCUCUUCACGUCGUUCGCGUCGUCGCCGUCGAAUCGGAAAUCUAUUCCAUCAGGAUGCUGUACACCUUAUAGAGGACUGAGCGCAUAGCUUGUAGCCAGUACAGUCAACCUACACGACAUGCUCGAGAACCUUCUCAUAACUAAUUUUUGCUGGUUACUUCCUCGUUGCUCUAUUCGCGGUCGUUAUCAGCGUGGGAAAUGAAUCAAUCAAUUCCUUUGAUGAAAGGUGCUCCGGAUUGCCAAUCGGCUCGCUGCGGAAUGGAUGCUGGAUGUCGUAAACAACCCGAUGGAUCGUUCAUUUGUGUUUGCACUCACGAUUUCAGCCAAGAAAGAUCCGAUACGCCCUGCCCACGCAAAGUCGUGUCCGGAACGAAUUCUUAUUAUCCUGUUAAUAAUAAGACGUUGAUUACCAUCCAUCGAAAUGGUCGAGAUAAUGAGCAUAAAUUAUUCCCUCGCGUAUUUAAGGCUCAUCUACCGAUUUCUGUACUGACUGAUGAGAUUCCAGAUCACUCUUCGUCAAUGAAAACUGUUGCGCUAGCCUAUUCAAUACCCAUAACUCUAAUCAUAGCAUUGAUUGGAUUAGUUUUUCUCUCAAUCAAGUUGAUUAGGUGGGUGAGAAUUUACAGGAUGACCAACAGGAAUCGGACUGUAUUGCGCUUCGGUAGGAAUGUUUCCCCAAAAGAAUUCUUAACCAUCAACACCGACUACUUGAGAAUAGUCGACCAAGUGGAACAGAAUGUCAGCUCCCGUUCCUUUCUCCUAUUGCGUGAGUGGAUCGAACUUGAAACUGAACUCGGUGAAGGUUGUUUUGGUAAGGUUUUUCGCGGUCGACUACGCCGCCCUGAUUCAUCAAUCCAGUCAACGGAUCCCUCCUAUAUUAAUCUGGAGAGCAGUCAAGCUGUGGCAAUCAAAGUUCUCAAAUCUCCGUCACCUGGAAUCGCUUCAACCACUGCGCAAAGCGAUUUUCUCCGAGAAGCAGAGACGAUGGCUUCGUUCUCUCACGAGAAUAUCUUGGCUUUACAUGGUGUUGUUAUCAAUGAGUUUAGUAUCGGACCAUGGGUUGUAUUUGAAUACAUGGAGUUGGGCGACCUAGCUCAGCUAUUACGUUCCUCCAACGGCUAUCCUAGUCCUAAAGACAAAGAUACCCUCAUAGGCAGACAUAAAUUGAAUCAGGAGGAUUUGCGCUCCAUAGCAGAACAAAUUGCAAAUGGUAUGAAAUAUCUUUCGUCAAGGCAUUUCGUACAUCGGGAUCUAGCGUGUCGAAACUGUUUGGUGGGUGAACGGCCAUCUGUCAACCCAGCUUUUAGCAGUAAUCGUUCAAAUCUUAUCAUCAAGAUAUCGGACUUUGGAAUGAGCAGAGAUGUUCAUACCACUGAUUACUACAAGAUGGGAGCUUCUCGAUUUUUGCCGGUUAGAUGGAUGCCCCCCGAAUCAAUUCUUUAUGGUAAGUUUACUCGGGAAUCGGAUGUCUGGGCUUUUGGAGUUGUCCUCUGGGAAAUUUUCUCUAUGGGCGCUCUUCCAUAUUACGGUCAUUCUAAUGAAGAGGUGAUUACAAUGAUCGUCGACAGCGUUCUUCUGGAGCCACCAAAGUCUACUCCGUGUUUAAUUCGGCAGCUAAUGUAUGAAGGUUGUUGGAAGAAGAUGCCAUCCGAUCGUCCUUCUUUUUCGGAGAUUCAUGCCAAACUCGCUGGUUUUUCGAGUACAGCACCGUUGUCGGAGCAAGCAGAAUGUGAAAUUUAUUCUAACUGUUAUGCCUAUCUCCAACCUUUACCGGAUUUGGAACCAUAAUUUCCCUCACACAAUUUUGGUUUUGCGGAAAGUUUGUGAUCUUUAUAAUAGUUGCUAUAUUAAGUCAUGCGCUUGCGUAAUCAUUUAUUUAGUCUUCCUGUUCGUAUUUCCCUCUCAAUAUUUAUUAUUCUCACAAAUUAUUGUUGGAAUAAAAAUAUAAAAAGUGUCACCGAUUGAAUUAUGAACAGCAAAUUCAUUAUUCAUUUGCGUAACCUCGUUGACCUAUGCUUGAAAUUGUUAAAGAUUGUGGCAACGAACAUAUCCUUUUAAAUUGUUACAAAGCAACAUUUUACCAUAACCUUUAACAACAAAGUGUAUUAAACAACCAGGUGAUUAUCACAUAAAUUUAGAAAUGAUCUGUGGUCAAAGUCAGAAGGGAAAUGUGUAGUAAAAAUUCGAAAAGCAAUAUUUAUUUUGGUCACAGAGAAGUCGUGUGGUUUUCGUGCAUCUCUGGCGUGUAAGUGAGAAGGACAAAGGCAACCCAAAAAUGAAGAACCACCAUCUAGA